Cyprinus carpio (common carp) is the source of this 513-nucleotide messenger RNA. Its product is annotated as eotaxin. The record is from RefSeq and is a predicted model, not a curated record. Gene Ontology annotation, cellular component: extracellular region. NCBI's taxonomy places the organism in Eukaryota, Metazoa, Chordata, Actinopteri, Cypriniformes, Cyprinidae. Gene Ontology annotation, molecular function: chemokine activity; CCR chemokine receptor binding. Gene Ontology annotation, biological process: cellular response to interleukin-1; positive regulation of ERK1 and ERK2 cascade; chemokine-mediated signaling pathway.
GAGUGUUUAUAAAAGUGCAAGUUGUGGUGAGCUGACAUAAUACGCAUCAGACUCACAAGAGAAGAUGAGGUGUGUUUGUGUAACCCUUCUGCUGUGCCUGGCUACAAUGCUGCUCGCUCAAGUCACCUGCCAAAUAAGUGGUAUGUCAAAUUGCCCUUGUCUCAAGACAUCAAAUAAGGUUUACCGCAAGGAAGAGAUGGAAAAUUACAUGACACAAAAAGCAGGCAUCUGCCAUAUUAAUGCCAUUUUAUUUAAAACAGUCAGUGGUCGUUUCAUUUGCGCCGAUCCAAUAAAGCCUUGGGUGAAAAGAGCCAUGGAAUGUGUGGACAACAAGAAGAAGGCAGCUGAAACGACAGCGCGUCCCAUAAACUCUGGGUCAACAUCGACAUUGAACAACACAUCACAUACAACAGGAUAAUCUAUGACUAUUUUACCUGAGCUUUGCAAAUUUGUUAACAUAUGUCUGUAAUUUUUGUGUUGGAUUUUAUAUUAAAAAUAUUACUGCAUAAAAUA